Neurospora crassa OR74A is the source of this 3129-nucleotide messenger RNA. RefSeq lists its product as hypothetical. Bases 202 to 1026 code for a protein of 274 amino acids. The transcript is spliced from 2 exons. The record is from RefSeq and is a predicted model, not a curated record. Lineage: Eukaryota; Fungi; Ascomycota; Sordariomycetes; Sordariales; Sordariaceae.
ACAGUCCUGAAGCUGUUUUAACUCGUCUUUGUUCCCGAACAAAACUUUAUCCAUCAACUCGAUUACGGGUGUUGCUGGUUUUAACAUCCAAUCCAUUGCUGUUCAUAUAUUCCUACAUGGAUCAUCAAUUUCGACCCUGAGGUACACAGCCUUUGCACAUUAUCCACCUACUUCAUACUACUCGGUACAGCGCCUCCCACGAUGGGGAAGAACGACAGUGUCCCUGACGCCUGGGAUGAUGAUUGGGAAUCUUUGGCGGAUCGUGCGGCUAAAGAAGCACCAUCGCCUGAACCAGAGAAGGAAGUUAAAAUGACGAAAGCAGAAAGAUUAGCUAUGCACGUCGAGGCACAGCGGAAGCUAUGGGAAGCAGCGGAAUCGGAAAAGGAGAUCAAUUUUCUCGCGGCAACCAGCUCGGUGCCUUUGACUACACCUUUCAAGCCAGCCAUGAAGGUUCUCAGCCGCAGACCGGUAAUCGCAAAAAGAGAUCCGGUAACUGGACUAGAGCGAUUAACUCUACAGGACGACGAAGACGAGGACGAGAGUAAGAACAAGAAGCAAGAGACACCAGAAGAAAUUCGGAUGCGCCAACAACGGGAACUGGAGGAGAAGCAACGGCGAUACGAUGAGGCACGGGCGAAGAUCUUUGGAGAAUCCAGUCCUUCCUCUGGAUUGUCAACACCUGGAAGCGUUACGCCGCCAAAAGAAACCGACAGGACCGACAGGGCCCGCAGCGACAGACCGAACCACAGACGGGGAAGAGGACGUGGAGGUAUGCAUCGCACCGACAGCCGGCCGGAAAGCCAGACUCGCCGCCUACCGCUCAACCCGCAAUCAACUCCCAGAGAGCUGUUCGACCCAAACUAUUCGACGAAGCCAGGCUCAACCAGCCAGAGGCGGUCGGCAGAGGACUCUCCGAACGUUAGCAAAUCAAAUUCUCGACGGGAUGAAGAUCAAGCUAUUCGGGCACCGAGAGGUCCAGACAGCAGUGGAAGAGGAGGAUUUGGAUUCGCUCGCCGUGGAGGAUAAGCUGGGUAACCUUCAUUAUUCAUAUUGACGAUCCCCCGAUAGGUCUCUGACUGGUGUGCGGCGCUCUACCAUCCUCCGCCAAUCUUCCCCGCAAGCUGGACGACUCUCUCAGUAUCAGUCAUCUUCUUCUCCUUACCGACGUCACUGACAACCUCCCGAUAGCUUGUGUACGCCAGUCUUUCCAGCUGUAUCCCCGUCAAUGUUGACCAGUGGGUCAAGACAUUUCGGAUAUGCGAAGGGGAAAUGCCAUCAACAACCAGAUCCAAACUCUCAUCCUGGGCUCUUGAGCCUGACUCGUCUCCCGAGAAGUACGCUUCAUCGACUUCUUUCUGCCACUCCUUCUGCUCCUGGGGUCCUGGUUUUACAGCGAGACCCUUCCGAUCAACUACCACUUGGUCAUCUACCUUGAUCUGGCCACCUCCAUUGGUACAGCCGCCUGGGCAAGCCAUUACCUCAACAUAGCCAUAGUCCAAACCGCUGGCUUUGCCUGCCGGCCUCUUGGCGCUACCAAACGGCUUUCCGCCAGGCAUUCGGGAUGUCUUUGCGGGUUUCAGCUUGCGGACCAAGUUCUGAAUAUUUCGGAACCCAUAAUACCGCGCUGCCUUGAACAUAACCUCGCCCGCUUCCGCGAUCAACUUGUAUUCGACAACGUCGGCGUUCCUCCCUGGUACCGUCUGUAUCUGUGAGCCCGGAUUCUUCGCUUGCAGGUGGCGAAGGAUGAAGUGCAUGUUACCGCCGGAUGUGCCAGCUUCACGUGACUGUUGACGGUGACCGGGUCGAAAUAGGAAGUCGUGUAUUAAUUGGUCUGGAAAUCGAGGGGUUUGGGGCGGCAUCGAGGCCGACAGACUGAAAAAGUCAAAGCCUCUGGAUGCGGCAAGCAUGAGUACCUCCUUGCUUGUGAUAACACAGUCGACGUCCCGUACUCCUCUGCCCGGCUUGCCAUCCCCAGCCCAGACAGCAUCUGUCAACUCUUCACGACUAGCCUCGAGCUUCUUGUCGAAACAUGGCAUCACAGCCAAAUGCCAUAUCCUCUCGGGUGCGAUAUCAAGGAUUCGACUGAGGGAUGUUUUCAAAAGGGUGCCCAUGAGGGCCUGGGGUGAUUUUACUCGGGAAAGAUGCGGUAGUACGUAGGGGUGUGUCUUUUCUGCAUAGCAUACCCAACCAGGGCACGAAGCAGUGAGAACUGGUGUAGCAGCUUUGUCAGACGGCGCUAUCAAGCCUCCAAGGACUUCGUCAGACCCAAGGACAAGAGUUGCCUCCCGCGCCGUGUUUGUGUCCACCACCCACGUGAACUUGUUCCCCCAUUUUCCACCUCUUGCUAGACCCUGUUCACCCAAGAAUAGCUGUUCGAUCAUCCGACCAGCUUGCUGCUCUGUAACACCGUUGCCGCAUGCUGCAGCCAAACUGGCUCUGCUCUGAGGAGAGACACUGGCAACGUAUAGCUUCGCGUCGCUGUUUUCCAGGCCUUGAACAGAGUGCUUUCCGUUCGCAUCAGGUCCUACCAGCUUCAAAGCCGGGGCGGAGUCCAGCAUGUUGAGAACCUCAUUGUGACUCUGUAGACUGACUAGUACCGCCUCGGCAGACGUUACGCAGCCAGAGCAGGCGAGACAGUCGGUAAGCGAGAUUUCAGCCGGCGGAGCAUUACUCUUGGCUUCUGGUUGCUGGCCGUCAAGUAUAACCUCCACUUCGAGGGAGGAGUUGGCGUCGCCUGCGGGCGGCGCGGCGGUCGGCAAAGUCUCGAUGGGCUUGAUGCAGGCUACGCCCGGGCUGAUGAAGUCGUUCAGGUCGUCAACGGAGAGAAUCGCGGACAUGAUUAUUCAUGGAUUAUCAGGCUAAGCGCCUGAUGAUCGUAGGCGCAAAGGUCAACGUUGGGUUUUGAUAGGAUCGGUAGAUAAUCGUCGAGAAAUAUCGUUCGUGUUGGCAGUGAUUCGAAAGUCAAGUGUGCUGGGUUGCUAAGUCGUGCUCUUACAAAUCGAUGCAGUCGCAAGUGCCCCACUGAACCCAGAAACCCACGGACACUUUGCUAGAGGUUUCUCUUUUUCUGUCUGUCUUUGUUUUUACUGUCAAGGACUGCGAUCUUCUAAAGGAAUGAGCAGGAAUCAG